Messenger RNA from Meriones unguiculatus (Mongolian gerbil), 354 nucleotides. RefSeq names its product zinc finger protein ZFP2-like. The transcript has a single exon. Gene Ontology annotation, molecular function: RNA polymerase II cis-regulatory region sequence-specific DNA binding; DNA-binding transcription factor activity, RNA polymerase II-specific. NCBI's taxonomy places the organism in Eukaryota, Metazoa, Chordata, Mammalia, Rodentia, Muridae. Gene Ontology annotation, cellular component: nucleus. The annotation marks the transcript as partial. The record is from RefSeq and is a predicted model, not a curated record. Gene Ontology annotation, biological process: central nervous system development; regulation of transcription by RNA polymerase II.
AGAACACACACUGGAGAGAAACCUUAUGAAUGUAAUGAGUGUGGCAAAGCCUUUGCAGAAAACAGUACUCUCUUAAGCCAUAAAAGAACACACACUGGAGAGAAACCUUAUGAAUGUAACCAGUGUGGUAAAGCCUUUGCACAAAACAGUCAUCUCAUAAGCCAUAAAAGAACACACACUGGAGAGAAACCUUAUGAAUGUAAUGAGUGUGGUAAAGCCUUUGCAGAAAACAGUCAUCUCAUAAGACAUAAAAGAACACAUACUGGAGAGAAACCUUAUGAAUGUAAUGAGUGUGGCAAAGCCUUUGCAGAAAACAGUACUCUCUUAAGCCAUAAAAGAACACACACUGGAGAG